UUCAUUAGUAAAGCUCAACCGCAGAGGAGGUCUUCUUAAGUGGAGCAAAUCCCUGCUGACAUUUUCAAUAAAUCGGAAAAAUAUUCAACGGAAAAAAGAAGAAAAUUAGAAAAUCGGUAUUCGGUUUCACUUAAGUAAUUCGAUAAUUAAAACAAAAGAAAAAUUGAAACAAAAUGGAAGAUGAUGAGAAAAUGGACAUCAUGCGCAAAGCAUUCCAAAUGUUUGAUACACAAAAGUCAGGUUUCAUUGAAACCUUACGCCUAAAGACCAUUCUCAAUAGCAUGGGUCAAAUGUUCGAGGAGAGUGAGCUGCAGGAGUUAAUCGAUGAGAAUGAUCCCGAAAAUACGGGCAAAGUAAAUUUUGAUGGCUUCUGUAGCAUUGCUGCCCAUUUCCUGGAGGAAGAAGAUGCCGAGGCCAUACAAAAGGAAUUGAAAGAAGCCUUUCGUCUUUAUGAUCGUGAGGGCAAUGGCUACAUUACCACUUCGACCCUAAAGGAAAUCUUAGCUGCCUUAGAUGAUAAGCUAUCGUCCAAUGAUUUGGAUGGCAUCAUUGCAGAAAUCGACACAGAUGGUUCAGGAACUGUUGAUUUCGAUGAGUUUAUGGAAAUGAUGACUGGUGAUUAAAGAAUUUUCACAAAAUGAGAAAAAACCAAAAUAGUAGCCAACCAAAAAACCGAAAAUGCAAAACCCACCAUUCUCCUUGAAAUGAAAGAACAGACAGCCACGAACAAUAAUAAUGAUGUGUAAAUUUGUGUACAAAUAAGAAUAAAUAAAAUAAAUUAUUUUAAUUGCUCCAUUAUAAA
Stomoxys calcitrans (stable fly) is the source of this 802-nucleotide messenger RNA. It is a transcript of the gene TpnC25D, whose product is annotated as troponin C. The record is from RefSeq and is a predicted model, not a curated record. The transcript is spliced from 3 exons. Gene Ontology annotation, molecular function: enzyme regulator activity; calcium ion binding. Lineage: Eukaryota; Metazoa; Arthropoda; Insecta; Diptera; Muscidae. The coding region runs from base 174 to 623 and encodes 149 amino acids.